CUUCCACUUCUAAAAGUCUAACGUCCCUUCCCUUUCGCUGGUUGCCUUGAUGGCAGAGGUGAUAGGUGUCACCUCUGGGCUUCUCACCCUGGUGGUGUUUUCUUUGCAAGCUAGUAAAUCGCUUUACCAAGUAGUCAGGAGCUUUCAAACGAAUAGGAGAUCGAUAGCCCAGCUUCUAGAAGGCCUCGAAGCCCUUAAUGAGGUCUUAGAAUCUCUUCAAGACGUCGUCGCCAAUUCCACCGCCGAUCUUUCAGCACUUAAGCUUCCUCUCCUACGAUGCGGUAAAGGUUGCAAAGAAUUUGAAGAGGUGAUCAUCAAAUGCACGGCGCAUUCCGGCGGCUCUAGGGCCAGUUUUCGAGAUUGGGUUAAGUUGACGUACAUGGGGAAUGAUAUCUCUGGAUUUCAAGAUAUGCUGGAGGCAUACAAAUCCACCAUCAUCAUUGCGCUCGGCGAUGCUACCUUCCGCACAACCACCGUGACCGUCGAUAUUCUCAAUGAAUAUAAAGAAAUGAUCACGAAAACAACCACCAAUCUCGAAGAGCACCUCGAAGAUAUCGACUAUAAGUUACGGGAAAUCUCUGCACAUGGCUCUGCAAAGUUCGAUGAAAAUGCGGCUGAGCAAAAAGAAAUGGAGGAGGAGAGGGACAGCACAAAAAAAUGCCUUGAAAUCUGCGCCGAGGUCUCCGCGCACAUAGACAAAGUUCAACCCGGAGCCUUCGGAAGCAUCUCUACAACCUCAGAUGCCUAUCAACCGCCACUUGCCACACUUCUGGGUACUCCUUCGGCUCGAGAUACCACUGCCAAAACUCUUGAUACAUGCAAGGAGAGUCUGUUCAAUACGACCGCUAGGCUCCAAGCACGUCUCCUGGAUAUCGAGGAUCGACUACAACAACAUCUCUCCUCAAAAGCGCCUAGGCAACAUGAACAGAUUGCUGAGCGAGAAAGAUUACAGGAGGAAAGAGACAGCAAAAAACAGAUGUUGGCUAUCUGUGCGCAAGCUUUUGAGCACGCAGAGAAAACCCGAACUAGUUACUAUGAGGAUAUUCGCCUGACUGACGAUGCCCACAAAGUCGCGGUCUCAACGGUUGGAGACCUUAUUUCAGCCAAGCGCAUCACUGCUGGGGCCAGAUCGACGCUGUGGAUGGGGCAGAUGUCCGAUGCUUCUCUCCAGCAGCUCUCACGGGACCGCGUGCGCACUACUCCAACGCGCGAACCUCCAACAAGCGAAUCUCCUACAGGCGAACCUACUACAGGCGAACUUUCUACCAAAGAAGCUGUACAAUCCCAUGGGCAAUUUGAAGGUCGGUAUGGAACGGGACGCAGGCUUAGCCGUGAAAGCUCGACGGGCGCAGGAGCGGAACGCAAGCUCAGUCGAGGGAGCUCGUCGAGCGCAGGAACGGGACAACAGCCCACCCAAGAGACUUUCACGAGCGCAGGCGCCAAGAAAUCUCCUUAACCUAUUGCCAUGUGCAACUGUUUGUUUCAUCACGUAUUGCUUCACCAUGCAUUGAUUCACUAUGUAUUCUUCUACUGUCUUUCUCCUCACUUUUUAACUCAAACUUUGCUUAUUCAAUGGCAUCCAAUUCCUGGCAUUCUUAAUGCAUCGUGAGAUCUUACGAGGAUCAGAAAGCUCCUCAAACCUCGAAUUGGAGAAGUUGCUACCCCGUUUGCGCGUAGUUUAGUAGGAAUUAGUUGCUCCUGCUGCGCUUUUAUUCCCUAGAAGGUAAUGUAAAGCAGUAAAGGGAU
This is a messenger RNA of Trematosphaeria pertusa, 1746 nucleotides long. RefSeq lists its product as uncharacterized. NCBI's taxonomy places the organism in Eukaryota, Fungi, Ascomycota, Dothideomycetes, Pleosporales, Trematosphaeriaceae. The transcript is spliced from 2 exons. The coding region runs from base 50 to 1456 and encodes 468 amino acids. The record is from RefSeq and is a predicted model, not a curated record.